CACUGUUUGGAGCAUGGGCACGGCGUGUCGUCUAAAAACAGAAUCGGAACCCCCCCACCUCACCCGUCACUACAGCACGCCAACACAACUGCUCCUUCUUUGCUCGUCCGCGGGCAACCACAACAACGACAACGGCGGUGUGGGAGUCUUGACAGCGCUUCUGAGUUCCCUAUCCGGCGACAAGACAACGGCAGAAAACAGACCUUGCGUUGUCGCUCGCUCAACCUGACCGCCCGAUAAUUGCACCCUAGAGUAGAUGGAGGACGACGGAUCACCACCCCCACUGCCCACACGGCGAGAGAUUGAACUCGAAACGGCGCUGCGCAAGCGAGAUGUGCAGGUUGCUGAGUUGACGAACGAGGUCGAACGACUGCGGCAGUACCUCGUACAACACCCGCCACACCCGUCUACAACAGACCCGAUCCCCUUACCGCCCAGUAUUGUGUCACUCCUCCUACCUCAUCUCCCAAAAGCCCUAGGCUCUGGUGGGACGACCGGUCCGGCCAAUUCGAGUACGGUGAAUACGGCACUGACACAUCGUAUACGGGUCCUUCAGGAAGAGAAUGACGAGUUGUAUGAGAUAUUGAGGUGUGGGGAGACGGGAAAGCUCAAGGAGGAAACCAAGGGUCUUAGACAUGUCGUUGGAAGACUCGAGAGUGCACUGCGAGAAUCACACCAGGUCAUCACGACGUUAUCAACUGAACUCGACAAAUCAUACUCAAGUUUCCAAUCGUCGUUCAAACCGAAGCAUCACGCCAACGCACACUCUCAGCCCUAUACCGCGCCGCCUCGCGACUCGUUUUGCCAACCACGACACUACUCGCAUUUGCAACAUACACCCCAGCACCCGACCCCAGGUCAGCCCGCCAGCAAUGGCCUUUCAAGGCCUCCACCCACCGGGCCUCGCGCGCACAAGAAACCUCGCCUUGCACCGGAUUAUAACGUCAAAAUGUCUCCUGCGCACUCCAACGCAUCUUUGCCCCCACUUCCAAACUCUUCGAAGCAUCCACAGGUUCAAACACAGCCACAGCAGCCGCAAAUAAAAGACGAGUCCUCUCGUUCACCUUGUAUACCACCUGCCGACAUGCGCCUGAAGGGAAAUGCGAAAAUGGAGAUCGAAGAAGAUUCCAGGGCAAGGCCACGUUCUCCGCAAGAACACGAUCGUGAGCGGCAUCGGGACAAGGACUGGGCAAGAGACAGGGAUUGGGAGAGAGAAAGGGGGAGAGAGCGCGAGCGAGGCCGUGACAGGGAGAGGGAGCGCGACCGAGAACGAUUCUCCAAACGAAACGGGUCAGAGGGUAGGGGAACGGGAGGGAGGGGAAGGAACCGAGUGGCACUCAGCCAUCCGUAUUUGAGUGGAGAUCGGACGUUGGCGGAAAGAAUGGGACUCUGAGAGACUUUUGCUUGCUUCUUUCACCUCUAUUCGACUGACUCGUACAAGGAAUGCUUAAUGGAGCGCCGACGGUAUGCACCUGUGUGCCCCGUAUCCUCCCGGUCAAUUGA
Molecule: messenger RNA, 1503 nt
Organism: Pisolithus orientalis
Lineage: Eukaryota; Fungi; Basidiomycota; Agaricomycetes; Boletales; Pisolithaceae
Exons: 4
Coding region: 257-1393 (378 amino acids)
Biological process (GO): regulation of alternative mRNA splicing, via spliceosome
Cellular component (GO): nucleus
Source: RefSeq, a predicted model, not a curated record